CACACCCUACACUCUCUAAUUAAACAAGUAAAAGACCAAAUUGAACCUGUCAUUUCAAAUGACCCACCACCAAAAGCUUCAAUAUUUCCUUAUAAUUAUCAAACUUAAGUAACAAACGGACUUAUCACUCUUUCUCUAAUUAAAUACCCAUUUCAUCCUCUUCUUUUUGUUUCCUCUCCUCUUUUUCUAGACCCCACAAUAAAGAAGUUUAGCAUACAGAGAAGUGGAGAGAUGAGUAGUAAUGGAGGUGGGCCUUGCGGUGCCUGCAAAUUCUUGAGAAGGAAGUGUCUAAAAGGCUGUAUUUUUGCACCUUACUUUGAUUCAGACCAAGGAACGGCUCAUUUUGCUGCAGUGCACAAGGUUUUUGGUGCUAGUAAUGCCUCUAAGCUUCUUCUCCGAAUACCUGCCCAUAAACGUCUUGAUGCGGUUGUUACUCUUUGUUAUGAAGCCUUGGCUAGGGUUAGAGACCCUGUUUAUGGUUGUGUUGGUCAUCUCUUUGCCCUUCAACAGCAGGUGGUGAAUUUGCAGGCAGAGCUGGCCUACAUUCAGGCGCGCCUUUCAACAUUGCAGCACCUCCCUUUGCCGCAUCAAAGCCCCUCUCAAACAACUUCAACGAUGGCAUCAAAUUCUAACAUGUCGAUGAAUUAUGAUCAGCAACAAGUUUUACAAUCUCAAUAUCUAUCAACUGAAUUGGCAAGCAUCUGUAAUAAAAAUCCACUCGAUCCAGAACUCCAAGCUGAUGAUCUACAGUCUUUGGCUCGUGACUUUGUCUCUAAAUACUUGCCAGGAGUUCGAUUCAAACCUCCAUCCUCUCAUCAGAGUAAUUUCUAGAAUUCUUCAACUGUCUUUGGUACUUCUGUUAGUGCAUCUUCUACUUCAUCGUAAGUGCAAUUAAAUGGUACUCAUUUUUUUCGUUUCCCUUUAUCAAAGACUAAUGUUAGUUUGUUUGUGCUAAAUUUUGAAUGCGAAAUCUGAAUUAACAGUCUA
Messenger RNA from Jatropha curcas, 987 nucleotides. It is a transcript of the gene LBD19, whose product is annotated as LOB domain-containing protein 19. NCBI's taxonomy places the organism in Eukaryota, Viridiplantae, Streptophyta, Magnoliopsida, Malpighiales, Euphorbiaceae. The record is from RefSeq and is a predicted model, not a curated record. Gene Ontology annotation, biological process: hormone-mediated signaling pathway; positive regulation of DNA-templated transcription. Gene Ontology annotation, cellular component: nucleus.